UCACGUGACCUCCACUAGAGUUAUUAUUUAUUUUAUUACUCUUCACCUCCCCCCACCUUCCCGUGACGCCAUUUAACUCUCGACUGAUUUCAGGAGAGGAGUUGUUUCGGUAUUGUCGAGGCGAUUUGUUUCAAGUGGAAGGGCAAUAAUUGGAGUUUAACGGCGCCGGAGGCCUCGGGCUUUAGGAUGCUGGAACGGGCGGUGGGAGGGCGAGUGCUGCGGACUUAGAGUGAGAGCGACACUGAGGCCUGCCUACGGCUUCCUUCAGGCCUGAUCCCUUCACCCCACUGUUGUCUUUCCCGGCUUAUUCCACUGCCCCGACCAUGCCUUUCUUCGCCAACAACCCUUUCGAGCAAGAUGUCGAAAAAGCCACAAAUGAGCAUAACACUAGUGAAGACUGGACUCUCAUCAUGGAUAUCUGUGAUCGCGUUGGAACAACACCAAAUGGGCCAAAAGAUUGUCUGAAGGCAAUUAUGAAGAGAAUAAAUCACAAAAAUCCACAUGUGGCAAUGAAGGCUUUAACAUUAUUAGGAGCCUGUGUCUCAAACUGUGGGAAGAUUUUCCACCUAGAAAUAUGUUCUCGGGACUUCACAAGUGAGGUUGGAAAUUUAUUAGGCACGUAUACUAAGGCUCAUCCAAAAGUUUGUGAGAAACUGAAGGCAUUAAUGGUGGAAUGGGUGGAGGAGUUUAACAAGGAUCCCCAGCUUAGUCUUAUUGCUGCUACUGUCAAAGCACUUAAAGAAGAUGGUAUCCCUUUUCCUACAGCCAGCUGUCAGCAGAACCAGAGUACUGCAAAUUCUUCAAAAAACGGCAGCACAUCAAUAAGUAGAACUACCGAAGAUACAGAUCUAGCUAAAGCUAUUGAAAUUUCUUUACAAGAACAGAAGCAGCAACAAACGGAGACAAAAUCUUUCUAUCCAUCUGUAGAUGGCGCUGUGAACUGCCACAGGACUGAGAUGCGCAUGGUCCGUGCUCUCUAUGACUUUGAGGCUGUUGAAGAUAACGAGCUUACUUUUAAAGCUGGGGAAAUAAUCACUAUAUUAGAUGACAGUGACCCCAAUUGGUGGAAAGGAGAGACCAAAAAAGGUGUUGGGCUUUUUCCUUCAAAUUUUGUAUCAACCAGUCUGAACACAGAACCUGAGCCAGAGAAAGUUGUGGUACCAGAGGAGACAACUGUACAAGAUGUUCAGUCUUCUGAGCCUGAGCCAGUUUAUAUAGAUGAGGACAAGAUGGACCAGGUAUUGCAGAUGCUUCAGAAUGCAAUACCAACGGAUCAGCAACCCGACUCAGCAGAGCUACUCCACUUAGAAGAUGUCUGUCAACAAAUGGGACCAAUCAUUGAUGAAAAGCUGGAAGAAAUAGACAGGAAGCACUCAGAGCUGUCGGAGCUGAACUUGAAAGUCUUAGAGGCCCUGGAGCUGUACAACAAAUUGAUGAAUGAUGUGCCUCUGUACUCUUCUAUAUACCCCAAGCCUCAGACCCAGUCACAAGCUCAGGGUUUCUACACACAACAGUCGGGCUCUGUCCCAAUGCAGGUGUAUCGAGGACAGUCUCCGAGUGCAGCCUACAUGGCAGCAGGCAUCUCCCAGGUAGCGGCAAGCCAGGGCUACAGUGUAGGACCAGAUCAGAUUGGUGCGCUGAGAUCUCUGCCCCCCAAUGCAAACCAGAGCAGUCAGGCUCCCUAUAUAAGCACUGGAGCACCACCAACGUACAUGAACCAAGCAGCAAGUCUCCAGGUGACAAGUGGACCUGCCACCCCGUACACAGCUCAAGUAGGAUUGAGCAGCGACAUGUCUGCCUAUCAGAACACUACAGUCAGUGCAUCUUUGGCUGCAGGCUACCCCAUGACGUCCCAGGCUCAGCCUCUCCCCCAGCAGCAUUCUAACUACUUCCAGCAGCCACUGCUUUGAAGCCUGUCUCUGGGUCGCUGGGUGCACAUCUCCAGGCUGUUGUACUGGUUUCUGUGUUAUUGUGCUGGUACUGACCUGUUUAAUGUGCACUGUGCUGUUGCAUAAGCGUUACAUUUGAGAUUUCCUUUCGCCAACUUUUACUCCUCCCAAGGGCAUUUGUAGUGGGCUAAUUUUCUUUUUAAUGAAAUGGGUGUAAAUUUCUUUUCUAGUUUUUUAAGUGGUCUUUCCCACUCUCAGACCUGGUGUACCAUUAAGUUGUUUUGCUCAUGGCCCCACUGAGAACUCAGCUGUUCCAGCAGAUUGUCCUUGCUGAAUGUGUGGGACUGACAUACCAACAUUCCCUUCCCACCCUCUCAUUGCAACUGCAAGACAUGACCCUCAAGAUUCACCCUGGCUUAGUUGUUAUGUGCUCAUGGAACAGUGAAAGGUGUAAAUCCAACUAGAGUGUAGGAAGGGACUGUGGAGUGCAGCUGGGACUGGUUACUAUUAGCUACAGAGUUUUAAGCUAGAGAGCAAGGUUGUUGAGAAAGAGCACGUUAGAACAGACUGACUUUGUCAGGAGCAUCAGAAUUACAGGUGUGGAUUAGUUUUUAAACUGAAUACCAACUCAGUGAUGUGACUAUUGGCAAUCUGGGUAAGUAAGGACUUGGAUUGUACUCUCUAUACUGCUAGCUCCCCGUAUUCCAUUCUGAUCUGGAUUGUGGGAGACUUGAGUUUUAUGCCCAAUCUUUUCCAUUUGUUCUCAAUCUUGACCAGGCAGAGGUAGGUUCUGAAACUCAACCGCAGUGUGUGACAUUGCACUUGCUGCUUUGUCAUAAUGAAUGAUGAGUAGAUCGGGCAGACAAUGAACGAUGAGCUGAUCGAGAUUGGGCAGACAAUGAACGAUGAGCUGAUGAGAUUGGGCAGACAACAGACUGAGCAUAAAACUCGCCCUGAAAGUAGACCCCUGAAGUUACCCAAAAACUGACUUUAAAACAAAAGUUCUUUUAACAGCCAGAAGUAUCAUCGUAAGUCAAUAAUGGGUAAAGAAUUGAGUAAAGCAGUAGUGAUGAAGCAUCAGAUAAUUGUUUCUUGAGCAUGUUCUGCUCUGGGUUCAUGGUCCAGUGGUCAUUUUGUGGUUUACAUUCACAGUUCAGUAGGUGUAUUAUGGUCUCAAUUGCAAUACAUCAAUACUUCCUUUUAUCAACUAUGCUUCAUGGAAAACCUCUCUCAACAGAUCAUUGUGUAGAUCAUAAUUCUAUGCCUGUGACACCCAUGGAAUUGAGUUAAUUAAUUUUUAUAUCAAUCUGUGUGCAUCAGAAAUCUAAAUAAGCACAUAAUCUUUUAUUACCUUGUUUUGUGAUUUAAAAAUUCAUGCUUCUGUCUCUAGAAUUUGGUACUUUGGUUACCUGGACAAAUACAACCCCCCUCCCCUUCUCCAUCACUACUAAAUCCACAGGACACGCGGUUUCCCUGAAGUAAGUGCUUUGAUCAAGAAUGUGUGUACCUGAAAUGGUCACAUAGCAAUCAUCCCUUUAAUCAUGUUCCUCCGUGGACUUUGCAAGAGUCUACAACUGUAUAGGAGUAAGUUUACAGGAGGUUUUGUGGAGCUGAUGAGCAGGAAAGGAAACUAUAAUCUUGGCUUUCAAAAGGGAAAGUAAAACACUUGUGGAUCUGUUUUGCAGGUUCUUGACUGAAAUUGGGCAACUCAAUUCCUAUUAAGCCAGCUUUUGGUACCUUUUUCUCCCUACCCAAAACAUGACCGUUCAGAGUAUGAAUUGCAAACUGAUGUUCUUGGAGAGAAUUUGGAAGUGGUGUAUCAAGGUAAAAAAAAAAGUUCCAGGUCACUUGUGUUUUAAAGUUUCAGUGGUGAGCCCUGUAUGCAAUCAGUUUAAUAGUAAGAAGUGUUCCCAGGAGACAAAGGUGCCCAAGUUAAAGAGGAGCAGAUUAUGUCACUGUCCAGAGGAACCUCUCAAUAGCCAAUACUCCCCAAAGAAGUGGGUCCUUUGCAAAGCUCCUCUGCCACCACUUCCAGAAUACUGGGGUUCAAUGACUUAAGUCUAGUUCCAAGAUCAAACAUUUGAAUGUUUUAAAAACUAAUUGUUAUCCUUUUGACAAUACUGUACCUAGUGUCUCAGCAGGACUUUGUACACUUGUGUCACGCACAAACUGGGCAAGGAUAACUCUUGUACUCUUGGGAGAUUCCCUGGUGCUUGUGAGACCAAUCAAGGCACAUUCCCUUUUCUCUAGUAUCCCACACCCCCCAUUACUCAUCCAUAAAAUAUUUCUUAUGAUAAUAAACAAUUUUUUGCCUGGACACCUCUCCUCAUUUCACCACAUAUUCAUCUGUCCCUUUGUGGCUCGUGUACAUAACAAGUUGUCACUUAAUUCCACUCAUUUUGGUAGCUGCAACUAACAAUAACGAGUUGUACAUACUGCUUCUUUGGCUGUGUAAGUGAUCACAUAUUUAUAGCCUCAGUUUUGGUGUCUCCCAAUGUUUAAAUUAAGCCAUUAGAUUUUUGGGCUAGAAAAAUAUCAUCUGAAGAUUGUCACAAAAAUAGGUUAACACUUUGUCAAACUGUUAUUUUCCCUUCCUUUUAAAUCUGCUUAUUUAUAUUAAGCAACUACUUGCAUUUAAAACCAGCACAAUAAGAUGGAAACCAAUCAAUCUUCCCAAUUAAUUCUAUUAUAAUGUAUGUUGAAGAUUUGUUUAUAGUUGUAUUUUACUUUAUUCCUUCCAAAUAAAGAAAAUAAUCUGCUGGUUUUGGCUGUUUUCCCACUCUUGACAUCUGCUUUUGUGUGUGUGAUGCUCAAUCAUUGUAAUUGGGAGUGUGGAAUUACUCUUUUGUUUAUUUCUAUCUGCACAAGACCCGUAGUUUUAAUUUUAUUCCUUCAGUGAGUGUUGAAAUAUCAUAGAUGCAAGAUGUCAGCAAGAAUGAUGCACACUGGUGGCUUGUACUGACAUUUACUAGGCUUCAACUGCCUUCUAAUUCUUUCAAAUAAUAAAAUAAUUAAUUUUUAUUUAAAUAAAGCCCAUGUGUUUUGCACUUUUUGCAUGUUCCUUGCCAGUUUUAGAGGAGAUUCACUACUCUGCCUCUGUUUUAAGUGACCAGUCCUUUAUCUUCUAAUGUUCUUUUGUUUCUGUCAUUGAAAAUACUUCUAUAAGAUAUUCUUAAAUGAAAUUAGUAUUUCACCAUUAUUCUUAGUAUUCUUGUAUUCUUAGUUGCUCUUGAGAACUAAUUGGUGCUUUUGCCAAUCAACUGUCCAGCUCUUGGCUCCAUCCCUCCCCCUCCUGUCUUCUCCUAUCAUUUUGGGUCUCCCCCUCCCCCUCCCACUUUCAAAUCUCUUGCUAGCUCUUCCUUCAGUUAGUCCUGACGAAGGGUCUCCGCCCGUAACGUCGACUGUACCUCUUUCUCGAGAUGCUGCCUGGCCUGCUGUGU
Molecule: messenger RNA, 5329 nt
Organism: Mobula hypostoma (lesser devil ray)
Lineage: Eukaryota; Metazoa; Chordata; Chondrichthyes; Myliobatiformes; Myliobatidae
Gene: stam2
Product: signal transducing adaptor molecule (SH3 domain and ITAM motif) 2
Exons: 14
Coding region: 324-1910 (528 amino acids)
Biological process (GO): signal transduction
Cellular component (GO): endocytic vesicle
Molecular function (GO): phosphatidylinositol binding; ubiquitin binding
Source: RefSeq, a predicted model, not a curated record